Molecule: messenger RNA, 971 nt
Organism: Maniola jurtina (meadow brown)
Lineage: Eukaryota; Metazoa; Arthropoda; Insecta; Lepidoptera; Nymphalidae
Product: COMM domain-containing protein 10-like
Exons: 2
Coding region: 164-748 (194 amino acids)
Source: RefSeq, a predicted model, not a curated record
UGUUUUUGGUUUCCUUGGUUUCGUUGUUUGAUUUCUUAAAUUCCUAUCUUGUGAUCAAAAUUUAGCGUCUAUAAAGUCAUAUCAUCAUGAAUUAAUAUAAUUUUCAACCAAUUCAACCCAUUAAAAGACAGAAAAUUAUAUUUCUAAUAAAUUAUAAUUUAUCAUGGAUUGUGCAUGGCUCAAAACAUCUUCAAGCUUAAAGAGAGGCAUCGAAGUUGUAAAUCACUUGGAUGAAAGUAGAUUUGAACAGUUUCUCAGAAGAAUUGUAACAAAAUUAAAACUUUAUGACUCUGAAAUUUUCACUGAAGAAGAAAGAAGAAAGUUGGAAAAAAUAUUUCAACUCAAUGAAGAACAGUUGCUGUUAGCGAUCAAAUCAAUUCUGUAUAUAUUUAAAAGGCUUUUUAAGUUUAUAUUUAUGCCAAAUAAUUUAAAAACUGAUUUAUUAAAUAUAGGAUUUAAUAAUGAAAAGACAAAUUUCCUUAUCAAAGUUUGGUCAACAGAAACAAGUGUGGUGCUAAAUGAAAUGGGCUCAAGUUCAAAUGAAAAAUAUGAAGAUGAUCCUAUUCUUCAUUGGAAGCUUAAUGCAGAAUUAAGUUCAGAAUACCAAAAGAAAUGUAAAAUACCUAAAGCUUAUAUAUCAUUUAUAGGUAAAAAUGAUGAAACUGAAAUAGAAAUGACUCGUCAGGAUCUCAAUUCAAUAUUUUUGCAAAUUGAAGCAAUUCAAACUGAACUAGAUAUUUUAUUGUAGUGAGAAGCUGUUGUUCUCCGCCUGUAAUAAAUUUGUGCCUUCUAUGUUGAAAAUUUUAAUAUAUAAAAUUACUUGAAAAAACGUAUAGAUAUUAAUUCAUACCUACUUAUUAAUUUUUUAAGCUUCCACAGUCCAUACCUCAAAAGGAACCCUUGAAGGAUCACUUUAUUAUCUGUAUGCAAGUAAUAAUUCUUAUUAAAGCAUUUUGAAGUACUAAUAAAUU